Messenger RNA from Limanda limanda (common dab), 1593 nucleotides. RefSeq names its product EF-hand domain family, member B (gene efhb). The transcript has 12 exons. The record is from RefSeq and is a predicted model, not a curated record. Bases 1 to 1593 code for a protein of 530 amino acids. Gene Ontology annotation, molecular function: calcium ion binding. NCBI's taxonomy places the organism in Eukaryota, Metazoa, Chordata, Actinopteri, Pleuronectiformes, Pleuronectidae.
AUGAGCGACCCGGAGGAACACGUGGACACACACACACCGACGCCCCCCACCCCCCCUGGGGUACGGAAAUAUCGUAUGCCCCCAGAACCAGGAGCUGUCAGGGUGCACCCUGGCAAGGCAGAUGAUCCAGAUGUUGCCAGCACUCUUGUUCAUGGCAAGAUGAGCAUCCCAUGUCCUACUGUCGGAAACUUGCUAAAUGCUCCCCCAAAGACUGCGUUCCAGAAUAAGCUGGACGAGCUCCGUGAAAAAGACACUUGGGCCUCAGGGGAUCAUCAUAUCAAACUUCCCAUCACGCAAGAUAAUGAAGUUACCCACGAUCAUGAUAUGUGGGAUAUUAUUAACCCUCCAAGAACAGCCGAGCAGAUUGAGGCAGCUGCUCAGGCGGGGCAUGAAAAUUAUAUCAUCACCCACAACGCCUAUUUUACCGGUGAGCAGAUUGACAGGAAGUACAACUGGGGUCAGACGAGUAAGGACAGCCGGUUCGGGAUGGCCACGCCUCAUUACGACGACGGGCGCUCGGCCAACCAAACCCUGUGCUGGUACGGGGAGUCGCGGAAGUUUUACAAUCCAAAGACUGUUUGGACAAGAUCUGGGGACAAGGACAGGAUGCAGUCAAAUUCUUACAAAGCUAACAAGAUGAAGAGAAAUACCUUGAACCUCUCCCCAGACCACAGCUUCGGACUGUCCAAUCCGCUGGAUGAAUUCGGUGCUGGAGAGCUGAUCCACUCCACGGGGCCCGGGCAGUACGAGAGGAUGCCCGGCCGGCAUCACAGCCUGGUCAACGACGUGAGAAUCCAUCUCAAGAGGAUCAACUUCCAGAACUUUCCCUCCCUGCUACAGGCGUUCAUGCAUUAUGACAAGAGCGGAAAGGGGAUGAUUGACCGAGACGACCUUCUGGCAGUUUGUCGUCAGUUCCAUCUGGACGUGGACGUGUCGGUGGUGGACGACCUGAUCGAUUACUGUGACACGGACAAGGACGGACACAUAAACUUCCUGGAGUUCUCUAACUUCCUCAACUGGAAGGACAGGAUGCCGAUCAACGCUCGGGACCGACACAUCAUGAUGAACGAGAUGGAGUCUUUGUCCAAAUCAGAACCGCUUCCUGUCCCUAAGGCCUUGGUUAAACCUGAAGACAUGGAGCCUGUAGGACCCGACACCACAAAGACCACCGUUCGGACCCUGAGGCGACUCCAAGAGCCCCCCGACCACUUCUUCACCUCCGCUUCCUUCAUCGGCGGACACAGGGACCUUCCUCCCACACAGAACGCUCGCACAUAUGGCGUCCCGUCUGUGCGCUCCGACCUCCCGACGCCGCGCAUCACCAGAGUCACCGACACCACCAACUACGGUGAGAAAUCCUCGGUGGGAGAUCUCCUGAAUCCGUCGGUUACCGCCAACCACGGAGCCUACAAGGAACACUUCUUCUGCCCUCGCACCAAGGAGGAGAUGGCAGAGAUCUUCAGGAAUGUGGGCGUGGAGCUGUCGGAGGAAACCUUCGAGCAGGCCUGGUACCUGGCGUCCACGAGGCAGCCGGACGGGGGGGUUUGUGUCCAGGUGUUCAGCGACGUCCUCAAGGAAUUACAAGCCAUGUGA